Molecule: messenger RNA, 2474 nt
Organism: Ipomoea triloba (trilobed morning glory)
Lineage: Eukaryota; Viridiplantae; Streptophyta; Magnoliopsida; Solanales; Convolvulaceae
Product: DELLA protein GAI-like
Exons: 1
Coding region: 263-1981 (572 amino acids)
Biological process (GO): salicylic acid mediated signaling pathway; jasmonic acid mediated signaling pathway; negative regulation of gibberellic acid mediated signaling pathway
Cellular component (GO): nucleus
Molecular function (GO): DNA-binding transcription factor activity; sequence-specific DNA binding
Source: RefSeq, a predicted model, not a curated record
GGUUGGUUUCUCUUCCUUAUCUCCUCCAGUCCUCCGUAUCCUCUUUCUCUCUCUCUCUCUCUCUGCUUUCUUGAAGCUCGCGCCUUCUUCACGAGCACCCUUUUUUUCUCGAAUCCACAGAAAUUAGAGAAAAUAAUAAUAGUAACCAAAUGAUAAAGUAACCCCCGAAUCUGAAAUUGAUGCAAAAACCCAGAAAAAAAGCUUCGGAACUCACAUGAAAUGAUCUGUCUUUGUUGAGCGGUAAAUUUCUCAACUUUUCAGAAUGAAGAGGGAACGGGAUCGACCCAAGGCGGGGAGCUCGUCAAUGGGUAAAAGCAAGAUUUGGGAAGACCAGCCGCCGGAUGCGGGAAUGGAUGAGCUACUCGCGAUGUUGGGGUACAAGGUGAAGACUUCUGAUAUGGCUGACGUGGCUGAGAAGCUUGAGCAGCUAGAGAUGGCCAUGACCAUGGGCACUACAAAGGAAGAUGGGAUUUCUCAUCUUUCGACUAAUACUGUUCACUAUAACCCUUCUGAUCUCACCGGCUGGAUCCAGAGCAUGCUCUCCGAGCUCCACACCUCCGACGCCCUUUCCCAGCAGUCCUCGGCCGGCGAUGAGAUGAUGCUCGCCGGCGAAUCUUCCAAUAUUAUCAGCUUUUCCGGGAAUAAGAACAUCGGAAAUGGGACUAGGAGGAUUUCCGAUGAUGAUUUGAGGGCGAUUCCAGGCGGGGCUAUUUUCGGUAAUAAGGGUAAAGAUUCCUCGUCUGAGUCGUCUUAUAAACGACAGAAAUCCUCGGCCGGAUCUGAUGUUAGCGGCGGAGAAUCUCUGGCGGUUUCAGAGACUCCUCGAUCGGUUUUGGUGGAUUCUCAAGAAGCCGGGGUUAGGCUUGUCCAUGCGCUGAUGGCUUGCGCCGAGGCUGUUCAGCAGGAGAACUUCAAGCUAGCCGACGCGCUAGUUAAGCAUAUCGGAAUACUCGCUGUGUCCCAAGCCGGCGCGAUGAGAAAAGUGGCGACUUACUUCGCCGAAGCCUUGGCUCGUCGGAUUUACAAAAUCUACCCUCAAGACACCCUGGAAUCCUCCUACACCGAUGUUCUCCAGAUGCACUUUUACGAGACUUGCCCCUACCUCAAAUUCGCGCACUUCACGGCUAACCAAGCCAUUCUCGAGGCGUUCAAUGAUUGCAGCCGAGUCCACGUCAUCGACUUCAGCUUGAAGCAAGGGAUGCAGUGGCCGGCGCUUAUGCAGGCUCUGGCUCUCAGGCCCGGCGGCCCACCGGCUUUUCGGCUCACUGGGAUUGGCCCGCCCCAGCCGGAUAACUCCGACGCUUUGCAGGAAGUUGGGUGGAAGCUGGCUCAGCUCGCGGAAACUAUCGGCGUGGAAUUUGAGUUCCGCGGCUUCGUGGCUAACUCGUUAGCCGAUUUGGAUGCCUCAAUCUUGGAUAUUAGGCCUAGCCACGUGGAGGCCGUGGCCGUUAACUCCGUUUUCGAGCUUCAUAGGUUGCUGAGCCGGACCGGCGGGAUAGAAAAGGUGUUGAAUUCGAUCAAAAGUAUGAAGCCUAAGAUUGUGACUAUUGUGGAACAAGAAGCGAACCACAACGGCGUCGUUUUUCUGGACCGGUUCAAUGAAGCUUUGCAUUACUAUUCCACCAUGUUUGACUCGCUGGAGAGCUCCGGGUUAACUCAGCCCAACAGCCAGGACCUGGUGAUGUCGGAGCUCUACUUAGGUCGGCAGAUCUGCAACGUGGUGGCGUGCGAGGGGCCGGACCGGAUCGAGCGCCACGAGACGCUGAGCCAGUGGAGAGCCAGGAUGAAAUCGGCCGGGUUUGACCCGGUUCACCUCGGUUCAAACGCGUACAAGCAGGCGAGUAUGCUCCUGGCGCUUUUCGCCGGCGGAGACGGCUACGCGGUGGAGGAGAACGACGGGUGUCUCAUGCUAGGGUGGCACACCAGGUCGCUCAUUGCCACGUCGGCCUGGCAGCUCAGCGGCGGCGGCGGCGACCCGUAGCGAGUCGACUCGUGAACAACGCAUGAGUCAGCUCGGAGAACUCGGCACCGCGGUGACGGCAGUGAUGUGCUGAGUUGGUUGGUUUGGUGGAAGUGAGAGACAGAGAAAGAGACGGACCAAAAAUGAGUCAAAUCCUGUCUUUUUACUUUUUUUUUUUUUUUUACUUAAAUCUAAAAGUCAUCCUUUUUAGAAUUUCUUUGUUUUUUUUUUUUUUUACCCUUUUGAAGGAGUGGUUUGAUUUGGGUCGUUUACCUUAUUUGGCUUAGGAUUUCUCCUUCUUGCUCUCCUGCCUAAGUGUGCUAUAAUCUCAACUUAAAAGGAAAAAAAAAAAAAAAAAGAAGAAGAAAUAAUUAUUAUGAUUCAUAUGGGCAUGGAGGGUAAGUUAGUAGGGGAAUGUUUAUGUGUUGCUAUGAAGUCAAUAAAAACAUGUAAUGUAUGUACAAUCCAUCUUCCUAUUAAUUUCUAGCUUUUCUCGAAUUCUUAUUUAGAAUCA